CCGUGAGGGAGGGCCCUGCUUCCGGCUGCGGGCAUAGGGCUGCUGCGAGCUGAGUUUGCAAAGGCGAUAAGAAAGAGCAGUGGAUGUGGAGCUGAGCCCCCAUGCAGCAGCCUCAGGCACUAAGCGCGCACACCGGGAGGACGGGGACGGCCGGGCCACCGCCCCUACUAUGUGGGCGCCCUCAUCAUCUUGAUCGGCAGCUGUACCGGUGCACCUAUUAAUUUUAGCUUUUUGCUUCACCAUAAGAUCUGCUUGUGCUAGGAGUGGGAUCCCCAUGCGGUGUUAGUGCCGGUUUGCCAUGCUGGCCUGUCUACCAGGACCAGGUGACCUCUCCUUCCAGCUUCUUUCUAACCCGCAGAUGAACACUGGACUUCAGAAAUGGGAUACUACACAGAAGAUGAGAUCUGCUCAGCAUCCUACUCCAGCAGAAUUGGAUGCUUAUGCUAAGAAGGUUGCCAAUAAUCCCCUGACAAUAAAAAUAUUUCCAAACAGCGUUAAGGUUCCUCAGCGUAAACAUAUCCGCCGCACAGUGAACGGCUUAGACACGUCAGGUCAACGGUACAGUCCGUACCCUUCACAAGUUAGCACAAAGACAGGACUUUUGGCAAUUGUAAAGUCCCCUGCUAAAGGUGUUUUGAAGGACUUUGACGGCACCCGUGCUCGCCUAUUGUCAGAGUCUAUGAUGAAUCCCCCCUCUUCUCCAUACGUUGCACCUAGCACUUUAAAUCACCCACAGGGACUUUCACGUCCCCAGCAAACUUUGCAGCAUGCUCAGGCCCUGCAGCAUGCUCAGAACAUGCAACAGACUUUGACUCACUCUCAGAGCAUGCCUCCUGGACUACAGCACCCACAAAGCCUGCAGCACCCACAGACAUUACAGCACCCUCAGGGCAUGCCUCAAGGACUGCAGCACACUCAGGGUCUGCAAAACACACAGAGCAUCCCCCAGUCACAGACACUGCAGCACCCACAGAGUGUGCAACAUGCACAAAGCAUACCACAGCCACAGGCACUGCACCAUGGGCAGGGCAUGCCACAAACAAUGCAGCGCCAGAGCUUGUCUCAGACAUUGCAGCACCAACCGAACCUACCCCAGUCCCUGCAGCACUCUCAAAAUAUGUCUCAAGCUUUGCAGCACACACAGGGAAUGCAGCAUCCUCCUAACAUAGGGCCACAGCACUCCCAAAGCAUGACUCAACAGCCUGCUCUGCAGCAUGCACCUGGUAUGGCACAUCAAGCUCUGCCACACUCUGCCAAUUCCCUCUUGCAACCAGGUUUGCUUGGAGCCCGAAAGAUGCCAGAUGCAGAUGCGCCACCGAAUGUGACAGUGUCUACCUCAACAAUCCCCCUCUCAAUGGCUGCCACCCUGCAACAGAACAGACCACCAGACCUGGGUAGCAUUGUGCACCAGAUUAACCAGUUCUGUCAGGCCAGGGCUGGUAUAGGCACUACCUCAGUGUGUGAGGGACAAAUUGCCAACCCCAGUCCUAUUAGUCGUAACCUGCUUAUCAAUGCAAGCACCAGGGUCUCUACUCACAGCAUCCCUAUGCCUUCCUGUGUAGGAACAUCUGUAGACCAUGCUGCUGCUGCUGCUAUUUCCUCUGCUGCCUCGGGGAGUGUCCCCAUGGUGAACAUGAGCAGAGUGCCUACUUCAUAUGCUAAUGAUCUGAAACCCCUUGCAUGGAAUCAACACCAGCUGGCCCAUCUUCAGCAAAUGUGUGGAGAAGCUGGUGGGCAAGCUGGUAAACACGCUCAGAGAGAACUUUCCACCCAGGGAUUUCCUGGCAAGUCAACAUCCUAUCCACAAGAACUGUGCAUGAGCCAGUCUUUUGGCCUGAAGCCUCCAAUUGAAAAGCCUACCCCUUCUCCUCCUGUGAAUGGAUUACCAGGUCCCUUGCCAUAUACCAAUGGGCACUAUUUCCAACCCUUAUGGAAUAACAUUUUGCCUACCCCAAACAGUGACAGCUCCGGAUCACAAGACCUUGCCAUGCCUUUCCAUGGCGGACAGCAACCUGGUGCACCUCUUGAUUGUGCUGCAGGAACUCACUAUAGAGGCUUUGGGGCAGGAUCUUCUGGCCAGAACAGCAUGAUGCAGACCAUGGAAUACCUAAGCGGGACAGAUUUUCAGCAGUCUUGCUUCAGAGAACAGGGAAUGCCACCCCUUGGAAAGGUUCAACGAACCUCAAUGAGCAGAGCCCCUGAACCAGCAGAUAGUCGAAGUAUUCAUGUUCAGCAUCCAGGGUAUAGAUAGGCUAUUGUAGCUUUCAAAAUCUGCAGAGGGUUUAGUCUUCAUUUUAAUUUAAUUAGCAAGACUCCUGUAUCCCCUUCAACUGUCAAACUUUGUUGUGAUCAUUAUAAGCAAAUCUAGCCACUUGGUGCUGUAAUUCCUAAUUGCUAUUUUUUUUUUAAUUAUAAAGUAUUUUUUUUGUUAUCCCUCUGUGACUGAGCAGCUGAGUUGUUGUGCAAUUCUUUGCUGGUGUCAGAACACUGAUGGGCUUUAACAUGCUGCUUAGUUUUAUCAUGGGAACACUAAGACAUUUAAAGUGUUAUGCAUUAUUUAAAUUUAUUUAAAGGGUUUUACCCCGUGUUGGUUGAGAGAUUCACUUUCUUUAACCCUUUUAGGGACACCGAACAAAAUCUGUUCAGAUGUUGGCUGUACAGUGUCUGCCCAUUGUUACAUUUUAAAUAGCUUCUUCGAUGCACUGGUAUUAAUAUAUUGCCAUUAAAUUUUGAUACAUUCUGAGCUUUUCCAGUUUUCUUCCAAUAAAGGUUACUUUUUUUUUUUCUUUUUUUUUUUUUUUUAAAUGUAGUACUGGAGAAAGAAUUGGUGGCAAAUCAAAAAGGUUUUGCAAAGGAAUUUUCAUAUACUAUUAAUUAUAGGGCCAUUUAAUCUAUUCCACUGGGUCAUGUCUGGGGGUAUGUGGCUGCUCUUCUUAAGAGAAAUUCUAUUACUAAACAUAGCUAAAGGCAUUCUAGGGAACCGCUGCACUUUGCAUCUCCUGAGCAGGAUACUAGAUGGUGAGCGAUUUUUAGAAACAUGUAGCUGCCAAUUAAUUGGCGUUCCCUGCCCAGGAACCUUUAGCAGGUUACCAUUCCUGAGCAGGUCUUGAGCUGUGUUUUACACUUUUGGAAGUUAAACACAUCAUUGGAAUAGACAUAAAUGCAUGUAAUCUUUUUGCAUUAAAUUUCUUCUUACAAAUAGAUUUUAAAUUGUCAGCAUACACACACACACUUUUUUUAUGGGUGAUUUAGCGUUUUGUUUACUUCUCUGUCCGCUGACUUUUUUCCCUUUCCCCUACUUUAGUGUUUUUAUAUAGCCUAGCCGCUGUAGUGCCUUAUUUCAAUCUGGUAUAAAGAUUGCUUUUAACCAGUUGCCAGAGAUGGCAGCAGCACAUUUCCAAGCAAUGUGUUUGAGCCCUCGCUAGCAGCAAUUUUUAUCAUUGGCAAAAUAUUGUAUUUAUAUUUACUGGUUUGUUUGCUAUACUCCUUUGGUCAACAUUUGGAGAGUUACAUUAAACCUUAUCUUUAGUUUGUACACACCACUAAUCAGUAUUAAUUAAAAUUAGAUGCUUUGUAGUUGUACUGUAGAAUGUACUGAUGACUUGCAGUAGUUAGAGCAGAUCUCUUCCUUCAUGCCAGCUAGCAGUCAGUGUGAAAGCUCCAGUCCUGUCUUAUCUACUCAACUAUAGUGACCAAACACCCACUGCACUAAAAACCAAACCUAUUACAUGGAUAUUUUUUCGGAUCUAAACCUACUUCGCUGUCAUUCCUUUGGAGCCUUUCAAAGUUCCCUACCCUUUCUCUUGUGUUUACAGUAUCAAUUGUAGCAAUCACUAGUGCUCCUGAAGUCCUGUGUACUGCUGACUGAAGAUUAAUACUACAUGCAAGCAAGUUUUGUGAGAUGUUUCUUAUGCACAAGCAGCGAUUUAUAGAGGACACGGAUUGUAUUAGUGUUAAAUGAUUAGGAAAGCUUUUAUACAGCGACCGUUAUGGCUGUAGUUGAUGGUGACUCUUGUAAAGGGUACAAACUAGAGUGUACAAACAUCACAGCAAUAUCCAGAAUUGUCUUUUACUUAAAGGCCCCAAGGCAGAACAUGCUGUGCUCUGAGAUGUCAUUGCAGACAAUGCAGCAGGUCUGCAGAAAGAACUGGACACUUGCAGGAGUUUAGUGCUUUCGCUUUGAAGAUUUGCUUCACAUCAAGCUGUUCUCUACAAAGAGCACUGUGCUCUGGCUGUACUGUAUAUGUUUUCCUUAACACAGUGCAGACCUAGCGAAGCACUUUUUGCAGUGCUGCUCCAAAUUUUUAAAGCAGCAGCACAGGGAUUUAUUUUUAUAACCCUACCCCCUAGUCUUUCCUGGUGUGCAGAGCUGUGACUGCUGAGAGUAAGAUGUUAUUGUGAGCAAUGCACCUUUUCUGUUACUACAUUUUACCCUAUUAUGUGAUGUUAGACCUAGAACAAAGGAAAACAAAUUCAUUCAAGAUGUCAUGAAAACCCAAUUUCUUUUCUUUCAUGCAAUUUUAAACUACUUAACAGUUUACUUCUAUCUAAUUUGCUUCAUUCUCCUGAUAUCAUUUGCUGAAAAGCAUAUCUAAAUAGGCUCAGUAACUUCUGAUUGGUGGGUGCACAUAGAUGCCUCGUGUCAUUGGCUCACCCAUGUGCAUUGCUAUUUCUUCAACAAAUACAUCUAAAGAAUGAAGGAAAUUAGGUAGUCGAAGUAAACUGGAAUGUUGUUUAAAAUUGUAUUCUCUGAGUCAUGAAAGAAAAUUUUCGGGUUUCAUGUCCCUUUAACUUUUUUUUCCUCUGCAGCUAAUUUGCAAUACAAUUUUCAGCUGUUGCAAUAUUUUAUCAAACUUAAAAAAAUCUUUAUUCUCCAGUUAAUAAACACAUUGCAAUUGAGCUGGUGCUUUUGUUGUAAAUGCCUAAUUUAAAAUUGAGUUUCAAAAUUACCUGCAGAAAAGUGUUGUGAAAAAACAUUUAAUCGUAGAAAGUGGGGAGAAAGUUUUGCCUUUGGGCUUAAAGGGACAGUAUACACCAAUUUUCAUAUAACUGCAUGUAAUAGUCACUACUAUAAAGUAUAAUAUGCACAGAUACUGAUCUAAAAAUCCAGUAUAAAACCUUUUAAAAACUUACUUAGAAGCUCCCAAUUUAGCACUGUUGAAAAGUUUAGCUGGAACACCCACUGUAAGUUGUUCUAUAGCAAAAAAAAGCAGACCCCCCCCCCCCUUUCCUCUGCAUAUGAAAAGUCUUAUGUAAAAAAAAAUAGUGUAUAAUGUCCCUUUAAAGUGACAGUAAACAUAGAUUUUUAUAUAAAAUUCUGUGUAAUAAAACUUUAAUUUUUGCUCCCUUUUCACGUCAUUUAGCUCUGAAAAUGUUGUAUUUUUUGAUUCUCUGAACUGGAAAUACAACCUGCUCACUUCUCAGACAAUUAGUGAAAGAUAUGUAGCAGGGAUAAGCUUAACAGAUAACAGCAAAAUGUAUUUUACACUAACAAUAUGACCAUGACUAGUCUUGUCAGCUGCUAAGGUUUCCAAAUAAUGAAAUUGGGGGAGUUUGGCUAUUGAAAAACUGCUGCUCCCAUCAAGGUGUUGAUUUGUUUUAAAAAAUUAAAAAACUUCUAUACUCAAAACAUAAAUGUCUGUCUUGUAAUUGCAAGGUAUUUACUGUCCCUUGUCACUUGUGCUAUAUUAGCCUUCUAUUGAUCCAUAUCUUGGGCUGGACAAAUGCCUUGAGCCAAAAUUGAGUUUAACUUCUGCCUACUACAUUUAUGGAUUUAGCCACAUAGCUAUAUAAUGUAUAUGAUCCUUGUUGAACUCAUGUUGUCUUUGGAAGUUGUAAGUUCGUCAACCCCUAUCUUAAAGGGACAGUUUACUCUAGAUUUGUUAUUGUUUAAAAAGAUAGCUAAUCCUUUUAUUACCCCUUCCCCAGUUUUGCAUAACUAACAGUUAUAUUAAUAUACUUUGUACCUCUGUGAUUGGCUUGUAUCUAAGCCUCUGCAGACUGCUCCUUAUGUCAGUUAUUUUGACAGACUUGGAUUUUAGCCAAUCAGUGCCCUCUCAUAAGUAACUCCACGGGCGUGAGCACUGUUAUCUAUAUGGCACACAUGAACUAACUCCCUCUAGCUGGGAAAAACUGUCAAAUGCAUUAAGAGGCUUAGAAAUUAGCAUAUGAGCCUACCUAGGUUUUAGCUUUCAACUAAAAAUUCCAAAAGAACAAAGCAAAUUUGAUGAUAAAAGUAAGUUGGAAAGUUGUUUAAAAUUGCAUGUCCUAUCUGAAUCAAUUGAAUGUUUGACUAGACUGUCCCUUUAAUAAUAAUGCUUUAUCAUGUUGCUACUCAUUUUGACUUCAUGUUUGUAAAGCAGACUGGAUAUUCUGUAUGCAUAAAAUUACUAUCCUACAUAUGUGCACCCUCUUUGCAAGACUGUGAAUUGGUUGUGUUUGGGAGGGGGGUUAGACAAAAAAAAAUACAAUCUUUAAUGCCCUUCUGGUUACUUUCUGAGAAUGUUUGGUGACAGAUUGUUCAAUAUAGCUGGUAAAUAGUACAUAUAUAUUAAAAAUUGAACACAGACUUUUGAGUAUUAUGUCCCUGCUAUUUUUCUUGUGAGAAAUGGAUGUUCCUGCACUGAUUAACCCCUUAAUGACCGGACCAUUUUUCAAUUUUCUUACCCUUAAUGACAAUGGCUAUUUUUACAUUUCUGCAGUGUUUGUGUUUAGCUGUAAUUUUCCUCUUACUCAUUUACUGUACCCACACAUAUUAUAUACCGUUUUUCUCGCCAUUAAAUGGACUUUCUAAAGAUACCAUUAUUUUCAUCAUAUCUUAUAAUUUACUAAAAAAAAAUAAUAAAAUAUGAGGAAAAAAUGGGAAAAAAACGCACUUUUUCUAACUUUGACCCCCAAAAUCUGUUACACAUCUACAAUCACCAAAAAACACCCAUGCUAAAUAGUUUCUAAAUUUUGUCCUGAGUUUAGAAAUACCCAAUGUUUACAUGUUCUUAGCUUUUUUUGCAAGUUAUAGGGCCAUAAAUACAAGUAGCACUUCGCUAUUUCCAAACCACUUUUUUUCAAAAUUAGCGCUAGUUACAUUGGAACCCUGAUAUCUGUCAGGAAUACCUGAAUAUCCCUUGACAUGUAUAUAUUUUUUGUUAGAAGACAACCCAAAGUAUUGAUCUAGGCACAUUUUGGUAUAUUUUAUUCCACCAUUUCACCGCCAAAUGCGAGCAAAUAAAAAAAAAAACUUUACAUUUUUCACAAUUUUAGGUUUCUCACUGAAAUUAUUUACAAACAGCUUGUGCUAUUAUGGCACAAAUUGUUGUAAAAGCUUCUUUGGGAUCCCCUUUGUUCAGAAAUAGCAGACUUAUAUGGCUUUGGCAUUGCUUUUUUGUAAUUAGAAGGCCGCUAAAUGCUGCUGCGCACCACACGUAAAUUAUGCCCAGCAGUGAAGGGGUUAAUUAGGUAGGUUGUAGGGAGCUUGCAGGGUUAAUUUUAGCUUUAGGGUAGAGAUCAGCCUCCCACCUGACACAUCCCACCCCCUGAUCCCUCCCAAACAGCUCUCUUCCCUCCCCCACCCCACAAAUGUCCCCGCCAUCUUAAGUACUGGCAGAAAGUCUGCCAGUACUAAAUAAAAGGAGUUUUUUUUUUUUUUUUUUUUUUAAUAAAAAAAUAAAAUAUUUUAGCUGUGAUGGACUCCUGCCUUAGCCCCAACCUCCAUGAUCCCCCCCCCCCAGCUCUCUAACCCUCUCCCCUAUCUAAUUGCGGCCAUCUUGGGUACUGGCAGCUGUCUGCCAGUACCCAAUUUGCACAAAAACAUAAGUAUUUUCUGCUUUUUUUCUUUUUUGGGGGGUUUUCUGUAGUGUAGCAGCCCCCCACAAUACCCCUACCCCCCUCCCCCUCCCAGAUCCUUUUAUAUGAUUUAAAAAAAUAUAUAUUUCCCCCCCCCCCUCUUCCCUCAUUGGUGUCAGUGGCCAGCUAAUGCGCGCGCACAUGCGCCCCCGCGCGCUCCCACCUCCCUGUUGCGCUCCCACCCACCAACAAACUACCGGUGCAGAGAGGGCCACAGAGUGGCCCUCUCUGCAUCGGAGUCUUCUAAAAAGGUAUUGCAGGAUACAAAAUAUAAUAUGUACUUUAAUUACUUUACCUGCAAAUUUAUACUGCAGUGCCUCGACAUUAACCCUUUCUUUUUCUGAAUUGUAAAGCUCUAACUCCCCCCACACAAUUCCUUUUAUGGCUGUAUCUAUAUUGUUCUUUUGGUAGAAGGCAAACGUGAAUAGGGAUUAUCUGCUGGAGUAUGCCUAGAAGCUGUGAAAUACAAUGCCUGUGUCUAAACACAGCUGUGUAAAUUAAAAGUGAAACUACCAGGAGGUACAUUAAAGGGACAUAAUACUCACUGAAUCACUUGAAAGUAAUGCAGCAUAACUAAAAAGCUGACAAGAAAAUAUCACCUCGGCAUCUCUAUGUAAAAAAAAAUGGAAGAUGUUUUACCUUAAAAUUUCUUCAGCUUACCAAAGUGCUGUGUUGUCCAGCUACAAGUUAAUAAAAAAAAAAGAAAAUGAGCAGUGCUAAUGUAAUGCUUAGCCUUUGCUGUGGUUUCAUAUAACUUACUGAAUAGGAAAAUAACAUGACUGUGCCUGCACAUGACAGAUGCACACUCCCUUGAAAGUCCUAGGACAAGCAUCCUGACUGGCUGAUUAAAGGGACAUAUGUGCAUAUACUAAAAGGGCUAAUUGCUUAAAAUAGCUUGCAUGAAAAAAUGGUUCAAAAAUUGCUGGCAAGUAUUUAAAAAUAUUGAAAAAUAAGAAAAAUAUAUUACUUAGGUAAGCUGCCGGGAGAAGCUAACUCCACCCCCUUAUUGUUUAGACACAGGCAUUGCAUUUCAACUGAGUUCACAGCUUCUAGGCAUGCUCCAUCAGAUAAUCCCUAUGUAGUUUUGCAUUCUACCAAAACAACAAUUGAUAUAGAUACAGCCAUAGAAGGAAAUAUGUGGGGGGAGUUAGAGCUUUACUAAUUUAUAAACUAAAAAGAAAGGGUUAAUGGCGAGGCACUGCAGUAUAAAUUUGCAGCUAAAGUAAUUAGUAAGUACAUAUUAUAUUUUGUCUCUAUCCCACUUGUUUUAUGUCCCUUUAAAGUCUCUUUACAGUGGGGUGUAAAAAAAUGAAGAUAUUUUUCCUCAAACUUCCUGAGAUGUUCAGUUAAUAUAUAUAUAUUUUUUUUUUUUACAGCUAUGCUGCAUCACUUUCAUGUGCUUCAACAUUUGGGUGUGCAGGAAAGCUACUUUGUAAAGAUUUGAAUGUUGCAUAUAGUACUGCACUUACUGUAUGAAACAUCUUCUCUUUGAGUCUCAGUAGAUGGCAAUUGGUUUCUUGUAUUAAUAUUGUGAAUUUGCAUCUUAGUGGCUCUGUGCAUCUGUUGUAAACUAAUGUGUGAUACUUGUGCAUUAAACUUUGAUACCAAGAAAUUUUAAUGACUACUGAUUUUAAACCGUGCCGUCUCCAAAUUGUGGCAGUUAAUUCUUAAAUUCUAUAAGAACAGCACUGAAGAGCAGUUAUUCACACUGAUUGUGCUAGAAAUAUCAAGUUUGAUUCCAGAAUUUAUUUUCUUAUAAAAUUAACCCAUUAUUUAUUUAAUUUUUGUACAUUUCCUGAAGAAAAGUUUCUAAUGAAAACUAUGGAAAUUAAUUACAUAGCACAUACUUCUGUUUUGUUGUUGUGUUUUUGUUUUUUAAAUCGGAACGUGCAAAAAGUAAUUUUUAUUUAGUGGGCACUGGGAUCUGCUAUUCCAGCACUGUGUCCUACGUGACUGCCAGCCCAUGAACAAACUUGAGACAUGAAUAUGGAUACUUUGGUGCUGAAGUUUUAGCAACCAAUACCUUUAAAAAAAAAAAAAAAACCUUUAAAUUCUGGUGUUUGAGCAGCAAUAAGCAAGUGUAUAAAGUUUAACUUUCUAUUGUUUUCCGUUGAAAAUAUCCAUUUUAAUAAUGAAAGCAUGAAUCCUCUCAACUCUUGCAUUUAUUUUUUUUAAAGUAGGAACAUUAAAGAUGGAAACUGUUUUCCUGGAUUAUAAGCACUGGAUGGUUAUCUUUGACCCUAGAGCAUUGCCAUUCCAUUUGAUGAUGUAGAAUAUUUGCUCAUUUUUAAACGGCCCCAAGCACUACUUGAAAUUGUUUACGUAAAUCAGUCAUUUUGUUUUUGUAAAUCUAAAUGAGCUUGUGAAAUACACUGUGAAGUACUAUAUUUUAGCGUCUGCCCCAUGGGAGCCAAAGGGUUGCAUUUCAUAAAAUAGAGAUAAAGGGGCUCUUUAUAAGCUGCUAGGCUUUGUGAACUGUGAACGAUUGUGUAAAUAUAUAUAGGCCUUUCAAACUUAGACUGUUCUUGGUUUUUGGUUUUUUAAAUCUAAAAACAAUGAUCCCUUUGAAACAUUUACAUUGUGUUAACCCAGUUUUUAGUUUCUCAUUUUAAGUAAAAAAGAAAAAAAAAUAGCUUUGUGCUAUUUUUUGUGAUAGAGGAGAUGGCAAUAUCUAGCUGACAAUUUUGACAGAUUUAAAUGUGCCCUUUUUUUUUUUGAAAGGUUCAAACACUAUAGGAGAUUUUUAAACUGCAAUAAAUAUGUACAUUUCAAAACUGUGCUUUAUUUUUAAUGAUUGAAGUUGGUUGAGUUCACUUUUAAGCCCUUCUGAUGUUCAUGUGUAAUUAUUUAAAAACAUGUUAUUUUCCCUUUUAUGGAAAGAAAUUAAAUGUUGCUGGAACGUUGUUUGUUGUGCUGUUUGAACCGUAUAAGUUAAUGUUUUAUAUAAGGAACACUACAUCUGUGAGCAUAAACUUUGAACAGCACAGUAGCAACAUCUUGCCAUGGUGUUAGCCAGCAACUGUUGAAGAAAGACUUAUAAUGAUCACAAUGAAGUUUGAGAUUUGAAUGUUAAAAUUGAAAAUGUAAUACUUUCUAUGUACACUGGCUAAAAGUUAAUGCUAUACUACUGUAACAAAUUGUAAUAUUUCUGUAAGAAUGUUGCUUGUUAGUGUGGGUUUGAGUAGACGUGUGAGUGAACCUACUGCCGUCACUGGCUGCACCCCUCACCAACCUUCUGAAAGAGAACGAAGCCUUAAGUAUUUGCCUCUUUAGCGUUAUUUGUUUUGUUUUUUUUUCAGACCUGUUUUACUCAGUUUCACCCUGUCUUGAUUCCAAUAUUUGCAUGCACAUUUGCUAUUUAAAAAAAAAUAAAUAAAAAUCUGUCAAGUUGACCUUAUCACUAUAAAGGUAUUAAAGCAGCACUCCUAGAUCAAAUUUCAUGGUAUAGUAUUUAAAAGAAAUGAAAUAUGGGAACUUACUUUUAUGUUAACAGGCUCCUCGGAGUUUAAACAAACCCCUGUCCCAGUUUCUGGAAAUAUACCAGCUUGUGCCUGCUGGAUCCUUGUUAUGAAUAUCAUAUUGAUAACUUGCCUCUUGUAUCAUUUAUUAAUAAAUAUUGACUCAAAAGACCAGCAGUGCUAGCAGCAAGUCAAUACUUUUCAAAAUAAAUUACACGUUUAGUUAACUAACAUUGUCCCAUUUUAUUCAAAUUAUUUCUUGCAGCAAAUUGGUCUAAAUAUUUAUAUUAUACACAUUUUUUUCAUCUCAUGGUUUCAUAGUAAGCAGCAAACUUGUUUUUCUUCAUUUUUAACAAAAAAGGUUCCCCCCCCAAGACAAAAAACAUGAUUACAAUCUUUUAACAUGUGUGCAGCCGAGAGGGGGGGGGGGGGAGAUGCAAAAUAAAGUAAAUGUUUUGAAGUUAAAUACUAGGUGGAUAGAUAUUUAGGUUUUCUACAAUAGUAGAAACAUUAGACCAUUUUUUUUUAGGUCGAGUAGAUCUUGAAGAUGCAUUUAAUAAAAACAACCUUUGUGCUUCUCAAAACAUUGCCUUUCUCUCUAGAUGUGUGUUGCUGAAAGCAAUACAGUUUCCUUAUUUAAUGUGUCUGUCUGUAUACUACUAUGGUAUUCAGAAUUAAAUCCUAUGCCAAAGGGAUGCUACAUUGCUAGCUUCCAUGGGAGGGGUUGAUGGUGGAUGUAUCAAGCAUGGUAAAAAUCUGAAUUAAAGACAUUAUGUGUUGGCUGGUGUUGCCUUAUAUUUACAAUUGUAAACAUGCAUAUAUUCUGCCAAAUACCCGACAUUCUAAUUUAUUUCCAUGUCUUCUCUGUCAUAAGUAAUUUGUUUGUUGUACUGGAAAAACAGAACCAAGACUUAACAUUUUCAUGUCUUACAAUAUUAACAUGUUUUACCCAGAAGCCACGGUUUUCUCAAUUCAUUGCAUUUCUUGCCAGGGUCCUGAUUAUUUAAAUAAAAUAUCCUGCUUUCUUGGAUACUGUAAGCUGUAUUUUACCAUCCAAAUACAAUCCACCUCUUCUAAUAAAAAAAAUUUAGAAUCCUCACCUCCCAUUCUGUUGGUGUGCUGCUGAGGUGAACCUA
Molecule: messenger RNA, 12433 nt
Organism: Bombina bombina (fire-bellied toad)
Lineage: Eukaryota; Metazoa; Chordata; Amphibia; Anura; Bombinatoridae
Gene: FAM222B
Product: family with sequence similarity 222 member B
Exons: 3
Coding region: 299-2251 (650 amino acids)
Source: RefSeq, a predicted model, not a curated record